AUGUCCAGUAACAAAUUCACAGUCACUGAGCAUGUCGUUCCUGGAUGUUAUAUUCGAGAGUACCCCGGAAGCACUGUACAUCAAGAGGAUGUCUUGAAGCUGCACGUGAAGCAAUACAGUCCCAAAAACCAACAAUUGCCAUUGCCCUCUGAUGCAGUUACUCUGAUUGCAGCCCAUGGAGUGGGCCUACCGAAGGAACUGUACGAGCCCCUUUGGGAUGAGCUGCUGGAGCAAGCUGCAGGUUUUCAAAUUCGCAGUAUCUGGGUGGCCGACUGUGCUAGUAUGGGAAUGAGCGGAGUUUUGAAUGAUGACAAGCUUAGCCUGGACUGCUCCUGGAUGGAUCAUGCGCGAGAUCUCUUCCUCAUGAUCAACCAUUUCCAUGAGCAGAUGCCUCGUCCGCUCGUAGGAAUCGGGCACAGCUUCGGUGGAAACAUUAUUACUAAUCUAGCUUACAUGCACCCGCGUCUAUUCUCCACUGUGGCUCUGAUCGACCCGGUCAUUCAACUCACUCCACCACCCAUGGGGUUCGGCACCGAUCCGCCCAGUGCGAUAAACUGGACAUUAAGACGCGACGAUAUAUGGCCAAACCGCGAGGCCGCGCUUCGUGCGAGCCGUUCCCUUCUUCAUGGCUGGGAUCCACGCUGCAUAGCCCGGAUGGCCGAGGUCGGGUUCCGCGAGCUGCCCACUCAACUAUACCCGGAUGUCGAGGCUCAAAAGGCCCGUCUUAACACCACCGAGACACCGGUUACUCUCACGACUACCAAGUAUCAGGAUCUUAUAGGCUCAAUUCGGGAGAACUUUGGUGGACGCGACCCGAUUACCGGGCGCAUCGUAGUCAAUCGUGAUACACACGCGGAUAUGGAUCCCCUUGCAGCUUUCAUUCCGAUGUAUCGCCCAGAACCACGCAGUACCUUCCUCCGGCUACCAAGCCUACGACCCUCUUGUCUCUGGGUGCUUGCGGGGGAUACUUAUAUGAAUUCGGAUGAGAUCCGCGAAGGUAUCAAAGUUUGUGGAACCGGAGUCGGGGGCAGUGGGGGCGGAGAGAAAGUUCGAGAGGUCACCUUGCCUGGGUUAGGACACUUGAUGCCAUUCCAGGAGAUCAAGAAGGUUACGGAGCCUGUUGUAGCGUGGUUGAUAGGUGAAUUGGAGGAAUAUCGCACAAAGGAAAAGCAAUGGGCGACGCAGCGUGAAGAGGUGAACCAUUUUGUUCUUGGCGAAAAAUGGUUCAAGACUCUGAAACCUUUGGGAAAGACUCGUGAUAAGCCUCCAAGGAAAGAGAAAAUGUGA
This is a messenger RNA of Penicillium malachiteum, 1287 nucleotides long. RefSeq names its product alpha/beta hydrolase. The transcript is spliced from 4 exons. Bases 1 to 1287 code for a protein of 428 amino acids. Lineage: Eukaryota; Fungi; Ascomycota; Eurotiomycetes; Eurotiales; Aspergillaceae. The record is from RefSeq and is a predicted model, not a curated record.